This is a messenger RNA of Astyanax mexicanus (Mexican tetra), 1720 nucleotides long. RefSeq names its product deoxyguanosine kinase (gene dguok). The record is from RefSeq and is a predicted model, not a curated record. The transcript has 8 exons. Gene Ontology annotation, biological process: nucleobase-containing compound metabolic process. NCBI's taxonomy places the organism in Eukaryota, Metazoa, Chordata, Actinopteri, Characiformes, Acestrorhamphidae. Bases 161 to 991 code for a protein of 276 amino acids. Gene Ontology annotation, molecular function: deoxynucleoside kinase activity; ATP binding. Gene Ontology annotation, cellular component: mitochondrion; cytoplasm.
CCUUCUAGCGGUUUGAUAGAAAGUGAGCAGGCUCACCAUUAUAAACCGGCUAUGGGGCGGCACGUGACCUGCAAAGUGUCAAUACGUGCGACUGCACGCGGGAGGCGGCGGCGUGUCCCAGAGCUAAGUAUUCAGGGGUAGAGCAGUGUGCAGUGUUAUAAUGAGAUUUAACACUGUAACAGCAGCACUGCACCUCACCAGGCGUCUGAUUUCACACGCGCCCCCCUGUAAUGUAAUAGAGCAGAUGGAUGGAGCUACUCAUGUGAAGAGACUCUCAAUCGAAGGGAACAUAGCGGUGGGGAAGUCAACGUUUGCUAAGGUACUGAAGAAUGCAGGACAAAACUGGGAAGUCACACCUGAACCUGUCAGCAAAUGGCAGAAUGUUGAGGCAGCAACUUCCCAAUCAGUGCUGUCUCCCAAGCAAACGGCAAGCAACCUGCUACAGAUGAUGUACCAGGACCCCAAGCGCUGGUCUUACACUUUCCAGACAUUCUCCUGCAUGAGCCGCCUGCGGACCCAGCUGCAGCCACCACCUGCCAGCUUACUGCAGUCCACAGAACCAGCUGUACAGGUGUAUGAACGCUCCAUCUACAGCGACAGAUACAUUUUUGCUCAAAAUAUGUUUGAGCUUGACUGUAUAAAUUCAACAGAGUGGGCAGUGUAUCAGGACUGGCAUUCCUUCCUUGUUGAGCAGUUUGGUUCAAAAGUACAUCUGGAAGGGAUCGUCUACCUCAGAGCAUCUCCACAGACCUGCUUGGAGAGGCUGGGUCGCCGGGGCCGGGAGGAAGAGCAGGGGAUUCAGUUGGACUACCUCGAAACGCUGCAUAGACAGCAUGACAACUGGCUCAUCAACAAAUCUACAGCAGUUCAUUUUGAUCACCUGAAAAAUCUUCCAGUGUUGGUAUUGGAUGCGAGCCUGGAGUUUGAGAAAGAUCCUGAAGUUCAGUCCGCACUUAUUAAGCAGGUUACGACUUUCCUCAAGGAGUUAUAAAUGCUAUGAAACAGGACCAAACACCAAAAGCUUUAGCUAUCAGGAUAAACUCUGUAAUGGACUAACACUUUGAAUCUGCUCCUGCCAACACAAAGUGAGAUGAAAAUGUUCUUCUCUGGACCAACAAAUGACUCAAUUUAUCAGUUUUUAUUUAUUUGUUGAGUUUCUGUUUUGCAUUCUGCCAUUCCAGAAAGGAAAUAAAGUUCUAUAUGUUAGUGUUUAAGAUCAUCGUAUCUCUGCUUUUGGGUUGUUAACACAAACUACUCAUUUAUCUCUAAAUUUGCUGCCUGAAUGGUAAACAAUUACAAAAUGUGAUAAACCUGAGGGCAUACUGUAAUAGUUUUUUCUGGAUGUUUUGAAGGUGAAUGUUGCGUGUUAUGCCCUGCAUGUGUUGUGUUGACUUUUGAAUAUUUAUUCAUUUUAAACCCUGCAGUGAAUGUAUGUUCUCUUUUGGCUGUGUAUUAGAUGUUCUCUAAGAAUAUGAGGUUUUAUGGCUUUUAGGACCCAAAAGCAACCUAGUCUUGAACUAGAUCUGUAAGACAUUCUUCACUGAAAAUGUUUUUCAAAUCUUUCGGUUUUGGUACAAAUGUUUUUUUUCUCUAAGUUCUACACAGUAUGUCUGUGUAAGGCAAAUUCAAAUGGUUUUAUAUAGAAAGUUGUUUCUGUAUAACCUCUUGCUGGUUUCAAAUAAAUGCCUAUGGUAUUAAACUUGAACUUUUUAAACUCUAA